AUGACAUGCAAAAAUGAAUGGAUCAACGAAGAUGCUGGUGAAUCGGAAAUUAUUGUAAUUUUAGAUCGUCAUAAGGACCUGUGCCUGACGCCAGAAUGCAUACAUACAGCGUCUGCACUCCUGAAGAACAUGGACAAGGACGUCGAUCCGUGCGAAAAUUUCCAUCGAUAUGCGUGCGGCGGCUUCAUCAACAACACAAUCAUACCCGAUGACAAAUCCGGAAUAAACAAUCAAGAGAUUUUAACAAGGAGAGUACUUCAACGCUUGAAAUUCAAAAUUCAGGCUGAAGUCGAAGGGGACGAACCAAGCCACUUCAAACUAGUGAAAAUUUUUUAUCAAAACUGUUUGAAGAAGAACACAACAGCGACCUCAGCGUUUGAGCUUCUUCGGAACCAAGUCGAUAAACUCGGCGGAUGGCCGGUUCUUCUCGGUGAUGCAUGGACAGAAGAUCAAUUCGUUUGGACAGACGCAAUUAAGAAGUUUCGAAAUGCUGGUUACUAUUACACUGCUCUCACGAGCUUCAAGAUUCACGAAGACAUGAUGAAUUCCACAAAGAGAAUCAUCUAUAUUUCAGGACCAGGAUUCGGAAUCGAUCGCCAAUAUCUCUCGGAAGGUUUUGACAACAGUGCGGUUCGCGAUUAUAAAAAAAAAAUGGUUGACAUAGCCGUGAAACUUGGUGGAAACGAGCUCCAGGCUCAGAAGGAACUCAACAACUCGUUGACUUUUGAAAUAAAACUGGCAAAAUUCAUCAGUCAGGAUAUGUGGGAGCGUUACAAUUUGACGACACUUACGAAUUUGUCGAGCGCCCAUCCGAGCAUGCCGUGGGAAGAAUAUAUCAAGGGAAUUUUACCAUCGUCGGUCACCAUUGGGCAAGACGAAAAGCUCGUCAACGAAGGCCAAGCGGUCUACUUUAACCUGCUGGAAAAGCUACUGUCCGAAACGAAGAAUAGAGACUUGGCAAACUACCUGAUGUGGAGAGUGAUAUGGGAUUUUGUGAAUAACUUUGUGGAUGACAAAGAUGAGGGAGGGAACAUUGAUUCUACAACAAGAUCGAACGAAUGUACUCAAGCUGUGUACGACAAAUUCCCAAUUAUCGCCGGAGCAAUAUUCGUUAAACAUUACUUCGAUAAAAACGUCAAGAAAAAAGCCAUGGAGUUGAUGUCGGACUUGAAAGACCAAGUUCAGAUUUUAAUACAGAACGCUGACUGGGUGGACGAAAAGACGCGAGUGAUAAUGAUGGAAAAAGCUGUAGGGAUGGUCAGUCACGUUUCCUACCCUGACGAGUUGUUGGACGAUGCCAAGCUCGAGAAAAUCUACGAAGGACUCAAUUUUUCCGGGAAUACGUAUAUCGAGGGACUAGUGAAAGUAAAGAAAUUCGAAGACGAUCUUUACUGGGGUAAACUGAACAAACCAGUUAAUAGAUCCGACUGGAUGGAUGCUGGAGGAUCUGCUAUCGUUGAGACCUUUCAUUACCCGAUGAACAAUCGCGUGCUUAUUCCUGCCGGCAUGUUACAAGGUCCUUAUUUCAACGCCGAUCGACCGAAUUACAUGAACUACGGUAGUAUGGGAUUUAUCAUGGGUCAUGAAAUAACACACGGUUACGACGACGCAGGCAAGCUCUUUGACAAAAAUGGCGAGUAUGUACGUUGGGGGGAGAAAGCUAACAAAAAUUGGGCAUCAAGUUACCGAUGCUUGAAGAAUCAGUAUGGAAAAUACACAGUUCCAGAAUUGGGCAUAAAACUGGAUGCUGAGAGGACGGUGGCUGAAGAUUUUUCGGACAACGGAGGCGCCAAAAUAGCAUAUUUAGCGUACAGCACUUGGGCAGCGAAAAAUGAAGCGGAAAAAAAAUUGCCAGGAAUCGAUCUUACUCCGAAGCAAAUGUUUUGGUUGAGCAUUGCAAACGCCUUUUGUGCAAAAUACACACCGGAAGGUCUCCGAACGCGGAUAAAAAAUCAUCCACACAGUCCUGAAGAGUACCAAAUAAUCGGAUCGUUUUCAAAUAUGCCGGAAUUUGCAGCCGAUUUCAAUUGUUCAAAGCACUCAAGAAUGAACCCCCAAAAGAGAUGCUUGGUUUGGUAA
Molecule: messenger RNA, 2079 nt
Organism: Venturia canescens
Lineage: Eukaryota; Metazoa; Arthropoda; Insecta; Hymenoptera; Ichneumonidae
Product: neprilysin-2-like
Exons: 8
Coding region: 1-2079 (692 amino acids)
Biological process (GO): protein processing
Cellular component (GO): plasma membrane
Molecular function (GO): metalloendopeptidase activity
Source: RefSeq, a predicted model, not a curated record